Molecule: messenger RNA, 2748 nt
Organism: Diabrotica virgifera virgifera (western corn rootworm)
Lineage: Eukaryota; Metazoa; Arthropoda; Insecta; Coleoptera; Chrysomelidae
Exons: 7
Coding region: 347-2704 (785 amino acids)
Source: RefSeq, a predicted model, not a curated record
GUUUAGUUUUCGGAAAAUAUGUAAAUGUGCAGAACAGCCAACUCUUUAUCUCACUUUUCUUAACAUUGCUUUUAGGAAAGAUUAUUUAAAUAAGAUUUCAAAAGGUUUUACGACAUGAACGUGUAUUAUUAUAUUAUAUUGUAUUUUGGUAAUCCUAAGAUAGGCCCUUAAUUUUUGUAAAAUCGUAAAUCCUCUUUUAGUGGAUUUUUCAUAACAUCAUGAAACAUCUUUGUCCGAUAAUUUAGUAUAAAUACGGUAGCUUACUCUUAAAAUUUUAAAUCAGUUUUAAGUGUAGUACUGAAAUAUUUCGAGGCCUGUUAAUAUUUGUGGAAGUGAUCUACGUACGAUGAAUAUGAACAAAAUUAAACAUAAAUAUAAGUUUCGUUCACGUACAGUGAAAUUAGUGAAUGAAGCCUUAAGUACAGAGUGCCAUUCUAAGCCUCUCGAUCAAUCAAGAUCAUCAAACGGUAGCGAAUAUACUCCUACCUGUUUCAGUGAUGAUUUGGAUGACUCAUAUGAAAUGCACUCUAUUUCUAUUGAAACAACAGAUGACAGUGUGGCAAAUAAACAACAAACAGAUUGUGACUUGAUGUAUGAAAAUGAUGCUAUUUUAGAUGACUCUACCCCUAAUCCAAUAUAUCAAGAACUUAUAGCAUCAUCUUCUCUCGAUAAUAUAGAAAAAUCAGCGGAUGAAACUAAUUCCUCACUUAUUGACAGUGUAUGUUUGAAGAAAAGAAGGAUACGAAGAAAACACAAUUGUAUUUACUGCGACAUCCCUGUUUUAAAUUUUGCUAGACACCUUGAAAGAAUUCAUAGUGAUGAACUUGAGGUUCAAAAAUACUUAUCUCUUGACAAAAAGGAUCCGAAACGAAAAUAUUUCAUUGAUAAAAUACGAAAGGAGGGAGACUUCUGCAUUGGCAAAUCCGUACCUGUGUUUCGUAGAAAUGUUUUAAGUAAUAGUGAUGAAUCUUCGACUAAUUCAAACAUGCUUCCAUGUAUACACUGUAAAGGAUAUUAUGCCAAAAAAUCGCUUCGGCGCCACAUUAGACGGUGCUAUUUUAAUGAAAAAAAGGCAACAGGAAAAGUACGACAUCAGUCCGAAGCCCAAAACCUAAUGGCUACUAAUUUUGGAUCAACCGAUCCACUAAGGACUUCGGGUGUUUUAAAUUCACUAGCUGCGGAUGACAUCUCUUUAGUAGCAAAGAAAGACAAACUUAUAUGCGAUGUAGGAAGGAAAUAUGUAAAAAGUCAUAAAGACAGACAUCUGAUUCAAGUAGCCAAACGACAAAUGCGGCGUUUAGCACGUCUUCUAAUACAAUCCAGGAAAAUUGAAAACAAUAGCAAUUUAACGUUAUUUUUCCUCCUACAUCCCUCAAAGUUUAAAACAAUUGUGUCCGCAACUCGGUCAAUUGCGAAUUAUAAUACCGAGAGCAAAUGUUUCCAGUCACCAUCACUUGCUCUUCAGAUGGGUACAUUAAUUAAAAAAGCAAUCAGUUCUGCUUAUUCUAUGGAGGUUCAAAGGGAUGUCGAUUCUGCUAAUAUUAAGAGCUUAGACGUCAUGAAAAAACUUAUCGAUGAUCAAUGGGCGUUAGAAAUAUCGACUGAAGCUGGACAGAAUAUUCAAAUCAAUCGAUUUAAUAAACCGACCCUGAUUCCCAUGGCUGAGGAUAUUGCUAAAAUGAAGACUUAUCUGGAUGAGCUUAUAACAUCUUCAAUAACUCACCUGGAUGAAAAUGUGAAUAACACACAAGCGUACAAAUGUCUGCUCGAAGGUACAUAUUGCUGCUUACUACUUUUUAAUAAGAGACGAGUAGGGGAGCUGCAGAGAUUACCUUUAGAUAUUUAUUUAAAACAUCAUGAUUCUCAAUCUUCUAAAGAGUUUGAGAAAGUCCUAACAGAAACCGAGAAAAUUUUAGUUCACUCUUUAAAACGCAUAGUAAUAAGAGGUAAGAGAGGUAGAGGCGUACCUGUUCUGUUUGACAAAUUGACCAAAAGUGGAGUUGACACUUUAAUUAAAUAUAGGAAUAAUUUUUUUACCUCUUACAACGAAUACCUAUUUGGCAUACCGAAUACUAUUAACUGCAUCAGUGGAUAUCAUGUUCUCAGAAAGCAUGCUUCUAAGGUGUUGAAUGAUGCAAACAAAAUCACUACCCUCACGUCAACUCGCCUCAGAAAACACUUAGCAACAAUAAUACAAAUUUUAAAAAUGGAAAAGGGUGAACUAGAACAACUAGCAAAAUUUAUGGGGCAUACCUCAAAAACUCAUGAUGAGUGGUAUCGUCUCCCGUCAGACAUUUACCAAACCGCAAAAGUUUCCAAAAUAUUAUUGCUCGCUCAAAACACUAAUAUUGACCAAUAUAAAAAUCGAAAUUUAAAUGAGAUUGAAGUCGAUAACGAGAUAUUGGAAGACGCAGAAGAAGCUGAUAGUGACGAAGAAAAUACUAAUCAACCUAUUCUUCAACAAAAUGAAGUAAACAUCCCGUCACAAAAUAGAAUAAAGGAGAAAGGUAAACGUAUUUUAGUUCCAUGGACAAAAGAGGAAAAAGAACUUACGCAAAAAUUCUUUGCACGUCAUAUUAAGAAGAAAAUUCCGCCAAAAAAAAUGGAAGUUUUAAAUUUGGUAGAAAAGUAUCCAAAUGUUUUUAAAAACAGGAAAUGGGACACAAUAAAAGUAUUUGUACAAAAUAAAUAUAAAUCACAAUAAUUCAUUCAAGUGAUUACGAUUUUCAAUAAAAUAUUCUAUUACAA